AUGUGUGUUUUCAGGGGUUUCAUCGGUGAAGGCACUGAGAAGAAGGAGAACGCUCUUUGGAGAUGUGCCAUCUUGGCUCUUUUAUGGUGUGUGUGGCUGAAACAGAAUAACAGAAUCUUUGAAGCCAAGGAGGAGGUUGUGGAGCCAAUCUGGGAGACGAUUAGACGCUUUGCUUCUCUGUGGGUAUCUUUGCCUAAACAUUUUGAAGACUUUUCCCUUAGAGAAAUUCUUAUUGAUCCCUCUUGA
Messenger RNA from Prunus armeniaca (apricot), 246 nucleotides. The record is from the annotation of a GenBank genome assembly. Lineage: Eukaryota; Viridiplantae; Streptophyta; Magnoliopsida; Rosales; Rosaceae.